Alternaria atra is the source of this 1494-nucleotide messenger RNA. RefSeq lists its product as uncharacterized. The transcript is spliced from 3 exons. Lineage: Eukaryota; Fungi; Ascomycota; Dothideomycetes; Pleosporales; Pleosporaceae. The record is from RefSeq and is a predicted model, not a curated record. Bases 1 to 1494 code for a protein of 497 amino acids. Gene Ontology annotation, molecular function: UDP-glycosyltransferase activity.
AUGGCGCAGAGGUCUUUAUAUGUUGCAAGCCUCGUGCCACUUCUAUUCGCGGUGCUCUACUUCCAACUAGGCAACCUCUCAGCCUUCUACAACUAUGCUCUCCAAGCGUUGCAGACGCCGUCCACAGAUAUCCUGGGUCAAGCUCCAACCAUCGGGAAACCACCCAUCAUCAUGGCAGCGACCCCCGCCUUCAGCCACAUGGAAAAGAUCACAACAAUCGCCCAAGGCCUCAUCUCACUCGGCUAUCCAGUAAACUUCAUCACCGGCCCAGAGUUCAAAGACUCCAUUGAAUCAAUCGGCGCAACGUACAUCCCCAUCGAAGGGCAAGGUCCGCAGAUCUUUUCCGACGAAGACUUAGCAACGUUCAUCGGUCUACAAGGCUACGAGCUCGAAGUCUUCGCUACCACGGCUAUCUUCAUCAAGACCAUACCUGCGCAGUACCGUACCCUGCAACGAACCUUUCGAGAAUUUCGCGACCAACAUGGCGAGGAACAGAAGAUGAUUUACAUCUUCGACUUUACAUUCGGUGGCCUGUCACCCGUCAUGCAAGGCGCGCCUGGCAUUCGUCCUGAUGCAGCAAUUGGUAUAGGUCUGGCUCCAUAUGUAGCGGCUAGUAACGACACUUUCCCUUUCCGUUCGGGAAGGUACCCGGACACUAGUUCAGAGAGCAAGAAGAUUCAUUUCGAGGCGCAACAAGCUCAGGACAAAGACCAUCCUAUUGAUAAGCCUGUUAACGAAGCUGUCAACGCCAUGCUUCGACAGAUGGGUGCGACGAGGGAUACACCAAGCUUCAACCACCUGGCGAGCUAUGCUUCGGAUGUUUUCCUUCAAUACGGUGUUCCUGCUUUUGAAUGGGAGCGUAGCGACUGGCGACCGAACCUCAAGUUCAUGGGUGCACCUGUGUCGGUGGGAAUCGCCGAUCACAUGCUCCCAGAGUGGUGGAACGAUGUUCUUGAGGCGAAGGCAGCCGGAAAGAAGAUCAUAGCUGUGUCUUCCAGCAGCGUGGUUUACGAUACAGGUGCGCUGAUCAAACCGGCUCUGGAAGCAUUCGGAGGAAGGGAGGAUGUGUUCGUCAUUGCUACGUUGGUCACUUCUGAUGUCGAGAUGCUUGACUUUAAGAUCCUGGAGAAUGCGAGAGUGGCAAAGUUUAUUCCUUUGGAUCUUGCGCUGCCCUAUGUGACGGUCCUAGUCACAAAUGGCGGAUACGGCACCGUCCAACAAUCUCUUCGCGCCGGUGUACCUAUGAUCAUGUCUGGAGUUGGACAGGAUAAACUGCACACAGGAGCUCUCAUUAAUUACAAAGGCUUUGGUAUCUACCAUGCCUUACCCCAGGUAACGGCCGAACUGCUGACCGACGAUUUCGAUAAGAUUUUGGGAAAUCAGACGUAUAGCAAAAGACUUGAGGCGGUAAAGAAGGAGUAUGAAAAGUACAACGCCGUUGAUGUUGUGGAGCAAACGAUACAACAAGUACUUAAUGGUAAAGGAGCCUUUUAG